AUGGACGACAGGAACAUGGAAUCGAGCAGCUCCACUUUUACUGAUGUCUCGAGCGACCAUCCCAAGAGUAUUAUACACAUAGACGUUGAUUGUUUUUACGCUCAAGUAGAGAUGGUGCGGAAACCAGAAUUACGGUCCCUACCACUAGGAAUUCAACAGAAAAACAUUGUAGUGACCAGUAAUUACGAAGCUAGGAAGUACGGUAUACAAAAAUGCAUGCUCGUUUCAGAUGCGCUUAAAGUUUGUCCGAAUUUAAAAUUAGUAAACGGUGAAGACUUGCACGACUACAGAGCCGCCUCGAAUAAAAUAUUUACGAUACUGCAAAGUUGGAAAGGUCCGGUCGAAAAGUUAGGCAUGGAUGAAAACUUCAUUGAUGUCACAAAUUUAGUGCAGGAAAAGUUGAAAAGUAUAAAUGUAACAAGCAUCACACUUUCUGGUAAUGUUUAUUGCGAACCAAGUGAAGAGUGCCCCUGCGGCUGUCACACGAGAUUAAAAGUAGCAUCACAAAUAGCUAGUGAAAUGAGAAACAAGAUAUAUGAUGAGUUAGGUUUUACAACUUGCGCUGGAAUAGCACACAAUAAACUGUUAGCUAAACUAGUUUGUCCACUUAAUAAACCAAAUGACCAAACAACUAUAUUUCCAGAGCAUGGGGCCAAUUUUAUGACUACAUUACAAAGUGUUCGUUCAAUACCAAGUAUUGGUUCUAAGACUACCGAGGCUCUCAUUUCUCAAAAGAUAAUAACUGUGAGCGACCUACAGGAAGUGUCCCUUGAAGUUUUGAAGAAACAUUUCAGUGGUGACAUGGCAGUUAGAUUAAAAAACUUAAGUGUAGGUGAAGAUAAUACUCCAGUAAAGCAAUCGGGUAGGCCACAGAGCAUAGGUUUAGAAGAUAGCUUUAAGACUGUCAGUGUAAAAAGUGAGGUGGAGGAGAGAUUUGCAGCACUGUUACAGAGAUUGCUAAUAUUAGUGAGAGAAGAUGGACGCAUUCCAGUUUCACUUCGAGUUACAUUACGAAAGAGAGAUGUGAAAAGGUUAAGUAGCCAUAGAGAGUCCAGACAGUGUCAAGUGUCCCCCUCAAUAUUUACAAUAAACAAUGGUACACUAACAGUCACUGAAGCAGGGCAACAGAAACUGAUGAGCAUAAUAAUGAGAUUAUUCAACAAACUCAUUGAUCUGUCCAAACCAUUCCAUUUAACUCUAGUAGGCCUGGCAUUUACUAAGUUCCAAGAGCGUAUGACUGGCAGAGGUUCAAUUGUCAAUUAUUUAAUGAAUGAUAUAUCUGUCCAGUCAGUUCUCAAUAUCCAGAAUGAAUGUGACACAUCAGCCUCCUCAAUGGACUACUCUGCGGCGUCGCCUAGUAGCAGCACCACAACUGAUCUUUCUGAUGGUGAAGUUGAACCAUCACCUAAAAAGCCCAAAAAAGUUAAUUGGAUAGCUAAAAGAAGAUGUUUAUCAAAAGAGGAGGUCGCUUCUCCCAGUAAGUUGAAAGUCGGUGAACUCAGACUUAAUUCAAAGGAACUAGAGAAAGUUUCCGAGCUUCGUUUAAGUUCUCGAGAUAGGUCUCUCACACCUCGAGCAAGUCCCGCAAAAGAUAACCCUCCAGAUACUACAGAUUCAAUGAAAGACUCCGCAGAAGGAAGCAAUUGUGAUGGCUGUCCUAGUUACGUUGAUAAAGAAGUAUUUAAUGCGCUUCCGGACGAGAUGCAGCAGGAGCUAAAGGCCAUGUGGAAGAAUCCCUCAAGCUCAGAGCUGCCCAGAAGUAGCCCUAGAAACUUGAACAAAGCAAAACCGAACACACUCUUGAAAUAUUUUGUUCCACACAAAUAGUAUUAGUAAGAUUUUUAUCUUGUUAAUUAAUUUAAGUGAUAAGUGAAUGGUUUCUAUUUUUUCAAAUCAUACAAUUUUUAUUACACUGAUCAAAUACAUGUUUAUGUUAUAAA
This is a messenger RNA of Melitaea cinxia (Glanville fritillary), 1940 nucleotides long. It is a transcript of the gene PolI, whose product is annotated as DNA polymerase iota. The transcript is spliced from 2 exons. The coding region runs from base 1 to 1827 and encodes 608 amino acids. NCBI's taxonomy places the organism in Eukaryota, Metazoa, Arthropoda, Insecta, Lepidoptera, Nymphalidae. Gene Ontology annotation, biological process: translesion synthesis. The record is from RefSeq and is a predicted model, not a curated record. Gene Ontology annotation, molecular function: damaged DNA binding; DNA-directed DNA polymerase activity.